Molecule: messenger RNA, 1821 nt
Organism: Serendipita indica DSM 11827
Lineage: Eukaryota; Fungi; Basidiomycota; Agaricomycetes; Sebacinales; Serendipitaceae
Source: the annotation of a GenBank genome assembly
AUGGCCUCGCUUCAGCCUCAGGAGUCGGUGCCAGGUCAAGCACCGUCAGCACAAGAGAUUCAGCGCAAGCUCAGUGUGGCCCAGCGAAAGGCGAGUCUUGUCUCCUCAUCUGCGUUGUACGCUCCAUCCCCCCGCGCUCCAAGCGUAACGAACAACUGCGGCCGCUCGUUUUGGAAACCAAAGUCUCUGCGCGCCAUUUCCGCAAUGGCAAAAGUGCCUUGCGACGCCGUUGCGCUCCAUCUCUUACUUACGUAUACAUGGGAGGCGAAAAUUGGGCUAACAACUCGUGGUGAACAGGGCAAAGGCCGUAUUCCCAUACCCCAGGGCAGCGGUACAGACACCGAAGACGAGUUAUCCAUUCAGGGCCCGAAUAGCAACGAUACAGCCCCUGGAAACUCCAAUUCACAACCUCUCAGUGCCAUCGCAGAACACGCAUUGUCCGGUCCAGACGAAAGUGACGAAGAGGAGGAUGUUGCCGGUGGGUGGCGGCCUGCGGGUGCUGCUGGGAGUGCUGGGAUGGGAAACGACAAGAGUGUGGCUGUUCUGCACAGUGGUUAUCUCUGGAAGAAGGGCUCUGGUCCCAGAAAGACGUGGAAGAAGCGCUGGUUUGUUCUUCGGCCAACCCAUCUUGCUUGCUACAAGACUUCUGCCGAGUACAAGCUACUGCGGUUACUUGAUCUUGUCGAAAUGCACGCAGUGACUCCAGUCCAGCUCAAGCGACACCCAAACACAUGCGGAAUUGUCACGCAAGCGCGGACGUUCUACUUUCAAGCCCAGACGUCGAAAGAAAUCGAAGAAUGGGUCACGAAACUCAACGAAGCGCGGGAAGCACUCCGACGCACAAACCCACCGUCACCCACUCCUGUCGUUAUUGUUCCACCUCCCUCCGACGCAGUUCCUAUUCCAAAUUCUGCGGAAACUAUGCCAGCGGAGAUCAGAUCAAAGUCGCCACCCAGAGUCUCCGUCGUUGUACCAGGAGCCUCACCUCCGUCUGUUACGUUUACCGAGCCCGUGUCACCCAUCUCCACCUCGCGAAGAAACGCUCCAACAGGUAAUACAUCGAGUGAUUCCGAGGACGACGUGUCGCCAUCUGCUAGACAAGCUUCAAGCUCCAAAGAUGUCAAGGAUGUCAGAGAGCUCGGAAAGCCAAUCAUCAGUGGAUAUCUGAUGAAGGCUGGCGAAUUGCGGAAAACAUGGCGGAAACGAUGGUUCGUUUUGACGCCAACAAAGCUAGUGUACAUGAGCAGUCACAUGGAUGCAAAACCGCACCGACAAAUCCCGCUCAGUCAGAUCAUUGACGCUUUCGAGUACAAGACCACCACGCACGGACACAAGCACGGACCUCUGGGCAACGAACCUUCAUCCGCUCCGCAUGAGUCUGCGAGCAACGCCGCAUCCACAUCCCGAGGGGGUAAUUCAACGAACAAUGCGCUUUCAUCAGAAUAUGGGAUGAAUUACAUUUUCAAAGUGGUGACCCCAAAGAAAACGCUGGCACUAUCCGCUCCCUCAGAGGAGGAAGAAGUAAAAUGGAUCUCCGCCAUUCGGGCGUUGAUUGCGAGACGGGCAAAAGAGAAAGAGGCCGAAGUGAGCGUGACGACGGGCGGACACGCAAAGGAGGGUUCCAAGGAGAAGGAGAAGGAAAGCGAGGCCGCCACGAGCAAGGCCGGUGCUUUGCAAGGUAGCGCGACCGACGAUCGAAAGCGACAUGGUUCAAAAACAAACGAGCCACCGUCUUCAUCAAAUAAUGCGAGUCUGGCGACGACGACAACAUCUACGAGUGUCGGUACCAGUGCUCCAGCUAGAGGAGCACCACCUCUAUAG